Molecule: messenger RNA, 1315 nt
Organism: Nannospalax galili (Upper Galilee mountains blind mole rat)
Lineage: Eukaryota; Metazoa; Chordata; Mammalia; Rodentia; Spalacidae
Gene: Optc
Product: opticin
Molecular function (GO): protein binding
Source: RefSeq, a predicted model, not a curated record
GAAGCUGUAGGACCAAAGGAACGAACAGCAUCUAAAAACACCUAAAAGGACCCCAUGAGGCUCCCAGCUAUCCUGAGUCUACUGGCCCUGGUGCUGCAGGAGGCAGGAACAGCGUCUGUCCCAAAGGAGAGCAAGGAGCAGAGCCCUGAGAAAGGUGAUGCUUUUGCUGUUCUGCACGUGGGGGACUAUGUCCUGAGCCUUGACGACAACAAUGAUGACUACAGUGAGGUCACUGACCUGAGCAACUACAAGGAACCUGUUGACUAUGGGGACCAGCUUGCUGAGAUGAGGGUGAGCAGCCUGGCUCUUCCAAAAAGGACUAGGCCCAACCAGAGUACUACAGCUCCAACAACAACAUCAUCAAACUCCGCAGUGACCCUGCUGGGCUCCCAGAGUAGCCAUGGCCUGCCCACCUGCCUGAUCUGUGUGUGCCUUGGUUCCUCUGUGUACUGUGAUGAUGCGGACCUCGAGAACAUUCCUCCUCUUCCCCAGAUGACUACCUACCUGUAUGCUUGCUUCAAUCACAUCAGUCACAUCCAAGCUGGAGACUUCAAAAGGCUGACAAAACUGAAAAGAAUUGACCUCUCCAGUAACUCCAUCUCCUCCAUCCACAAUGAUGCCCUCCGUCCACUGCCUGCCCUGCAGGAUCUGAUCCUCACAGAGAACCAGCUGGCAGCCUUGCCUGUGCUGCCCAGUGGCAUUGAGUUUCUGGAUGUCCGCCUGAAUCGGCUGCAGAGCUCUGGGAUACAGCCUGAGGCUUUCAGGGUGCUAGAGAAGCUUCAGUUUCUCUACCUGGCAGAUAACCUGCUGGAUUCCAUCCCAGAACCUUUGCCCCUAAGCCUGCGGUCUCUGCACCUACAGAAUAACAAGAUAGACACCAUGGAGAGAGACGCCUUCUGUGACACCAGGGAGCACAGAUACACCUGCCAGCAGCUGGAAGACAUCCGCCUGGAUGGCAACCCCAUCAAUCUGAGCCUUUUCCCAGAUGCCUACUUUUGUCUGCCACGGCUCCCCAUAGGCUGCUUCACCUAACUGCCACUGAUCCUCUCCUCCCAGUUUGAAUAUCUUGAAGAUAUUUCUGACCACGGCAGCAGCAUGGUAAAGAGUCCAUAGAAUGGCAUGGUACCGGGUGCUCUUCCUGACUCAUUUGGUGACGACGUCAUGUUGGUAGUCUGAAAUUGGCCAUGGGCCUCCUGUCUCAUUUGGAGAGAACCAUCCAGAAGGAGAGAGAAAUGACCUGACGUCUCACCUGCAGACCCUCUUGGAAGCACUUUUCCCUGACUGCUGGCCAGCCUCAGCCUGCUCAGCCUCCGGG